This is a messenger RNA of Syngnathoides biaculeatus (alligator pipefish), 1712 nucleotides long. RefSeq names its product MAPK regulated corepressor interacting protein 1 (gene mcrip1). The transcript has 5 exons. The record is from RefSeq and is a predicted model, not a curated record. NCBI's taxonomy places the organism in Eukaryota, Metazoa, Chordata, Actinopteri, Syngnathiformes, Syngnathidae. Bases 217 to 513 code for a protein of 98 amino acids.
ACGAAAUCAGAACGCGACAACAAAGAACGACACUUCCGGUUUUCUUGCCGGAAAUGAUUGGUUGGCAUUGGCAACGUUUUAGCUAAAUUUUGCGUCCUAUACAGCAUAAAGAAAUCUACAAUAAAUGAGUUUUUAAAGUUCAGAACUUUGAAACCACUGACUUCUUCCAAGGCACUCACCAUAGAGCAGUGAGUAGAGAGCAGGAUCCUAAACAGAAUGACAAGCUCAUCUGCUCCCAGAAUGGUGAAUAGUUACAAGCGGACUUCAAGCCCCAGAUCGCCUACCAACUGUGGAGAGCUCUUCACCCCAGCGCAUGAAGAAAAUGUGCGUUUUAUCCAUGAUACCUGGCAGUUCGUGCUCAGAGAAAUUCGAUCAACACAAAACACCGAGCGUAAUGACCGUGGACCACAGGAAUACGUUGAGAAGAAUCCAAAUCCGAACCUGCACUCUUUCAUACCAGUGGACCUGACUGACCUCAAGAAACGUAACACACAGGACUCAAAGAAGUCCUAGUCCUCAAGAUUGUCCAAGCACUUUUUUUCUGACCCAUCAUCAUUCAGAACUUUUUCCUCUGACAGUCACCCCUAUUUGCCAGUCUGAGGCAGAAUGCCAAACAAUUCUCUAUGAACUUUAAACCACAGCAAGCCCGUGUCUUUCUUUCAACCCUACAAGGGAUGAAGAAGAUCUUUGAAAAAUCUCUUGUCAUGAACCAUGGUGAAGGCUACAAAAUCAUCUUAAUAAUGUAUGAAAAGGACUGAUAAUAACCUCCAGUAGAUGUUGUUUUUCAUCUGACGCUGAGGUACCAACUGUUACACCGGACACAAAAGACUACAAGCUUACUAUUACGUACAAAGAAAAAUCGCAAAGGGCUUUUCUGUUUUGUUGUUUGUUUUGUAAAGAUAGUUGGCUAGAUGAAGUGUAGCACUAGUUAUGACACAUUGGAUGCACACUUGAGUAUAUUUAAAAGCAAAAUGCAAAGAUAAUGUUCUUUGCAGAAAUUGUUUUCCAUAAAAAUGGGCUUUAUAGUAAGAAAGCUUCCAAAGUAUUCCAUUCCAUUGAUUAACACCGCUUCCAAAAGUGUUGAAUAAACUAAUUUUGCAGUGCAUAUUCUUGUAUUCAUGAGCCACAGAUAUUGACAAGUAACUAGGAGUUUACUAGUCUUAAUAUCCCAGGUUCAAUUGCAAUACAAUAAAUUGUAUAUUCCUAACAAGAAUUUGGUAUUACCUGUAGAAAGUCAGUGAAUGCUGAAAAAUGCUGUCACCUAAAUGGAAAAGAAUUGAAGUGAAGACGCUGUAUUAAACAUAACAUCAGCAUGCAGUAGCAAAACCCGGAUACCAUGCAAAUACCCCCCCCCCCACACACACACACAUGUUUGGGUCAAUUAGGAGGAAAGGAAAGAAAACAAUGCGCUUUUUGCAAAUGCUUGCAGCUAUGCCAUGGAAUCAAUGAUGUUUUAUUGUUUUUAUGUCCGUUAAGCCACCAAUGAUCUUGCAGAUGUCCAAUAAUAAAAUUAAUAUUUAUGUUUAAAAGUAUGUCGUCGCCCAUUCUGAAUGUUUUUUUUUUUACCAAAUCUGUUGACCAAUGUUAAGCUAUCACUUAGGCCUUGUUCAAUUUUACUACCUUUUCAGCUUGUUAGUGGCCAUUUUUGCCUGUGUACAAACGGCCUGUCAUUUUUACUAUUGUGUUUUGGCAUCUUUUAUUGCAUAAAGUUU